This is a messenger RNA of Gadus chalcogrammus (walleye pollock), 2632 nucleotides long. RefSeq names its product queuine tRNA-ribosyltransferase accessory subunit 2 (gene qtrt2). Bases 473 to 1750 code for a protein of 425 amino acids. The transcript is spliced from 8 exons. Gene Ontology annotation, molecular function: tRNA-guanosine(34) queuine transglycosylase activity. Lineage: Eukaryota; Metazoa; Chordata; Actinopteri; Gadiformes; Gadidae. The record is from RefSeq and is a predicted model, not a curated record.
GCUGAACGUUGUUAUUACUAAUCAAAAUAAUUAAACACACAAAAUGACAAACAUUUUUUUCCCUUGAUUAAAUGUCUUUAAAAAAACAUUUCGACCUUUGGAUCUGUAGACUACGAAGGGUAACCCAAACAAUGACGUCAUUACCGCGACGUGUAGUCUUGUUCCAGGUCCGUGUUGUAGUUCUCUGUGUAUGGUAGGCAGGCUAGUAGGGAGUGAUUUUGUUAAACUACGGUAAGCUGUUAUUAAAACUGCUCCCGAUGAAAACCUUCAGUGUCAAGUUAAACCACGGCCACUGUCUUGCACACAUUUCUUUGUUUCAAGAUCACAGUAUCGAUGAGUGAAGAACACGUGAGCUUGUUAGCUAAGUCGCUAACGUCCCUAUCGCAUAUCGGGAGGCUUGCUCAGUUAUGAACAAGUUAUAAGACGUAUCUUUUUGCAGUUGUAGGUAUCAGAGCGUAUUGCUGUAUGAAAGAUGAAACUGGAGCUGAGUCGUGUGGUUCAGGGAGGAUACCGCCUCGGUGUCCUGAGGGAGAUCGGCAGGGCGUCCACCAGCUCACUGGAGGUGCCCGGCUGCUUACUGUACACCCGCUGUGGUACUGUACCCCACCUGACCCAGGACACCCUGCACACACUGAGCCCUCUGCCCUCCGUCACACAGCUCACCCUAUCCACAGUAGCGGAGCACCAGGAAGUGUUGGAGGAAUAUAAGGAUGGAUUCAAGAAGUUUGCAGGUCUUCAUGACACAGUGCUGUACUGCUCCCUCCAUGACCCCUUGACCCCGAGACCUGCGGGCCACGUCACCAACAAGACGGUGUCGGUGUGGGGCAGCGGGGGGCGGAUAGAGCUGACGGUGGGCCGGUUCAUGGCCCUGCAGAAGGCCCUGAGGCCAGACCUGUACCAGAGCAUGGCCGAUGGGGAGACCUGGCAGGGGGACGCCACCUCCAGGAAGAGGCUCCGCAAAUCAGUGGACCGGACUCUGGCCCAUCUCGACGAAUGUCUGCUCAUCCAUCAACAGACGGCGGAGCUGCAGGGGGCGGAGGUGCUGGGGGUGGUGGAGGGAGGGGACAGCCUGGAGGAGAGGCUCCGGUCGGCCAGGGAGACGGCAAAGCGACCCGUGGGCGGCUUCUGCCUGGACGGCUUCCAGACGGGCUCCAUGGACGGCCCACUGAGGACGCAGCUCAUCAGCGCCGUGGCCGGGGAGCUGCCAGAAGACAAGCCCAGGCUGCUCCAGGGUGUCGGCAGGCCCGACGAGGUGGUGGCGUGUGUGGAGGCCGGGGUGGACCUGUUCGAGAGCUUCUUCCCCUUCCAGGUGACGGAGAGGGGCUGCGCCUUGACCUUUGACCUGGACCUCUCCCUGGACCCCGAGAGAGCAGGUAUCACGCCCAGUACCCCAGUGCUGGAGCUGGGUGAGGAGCUGGAUGAGACGUGGCAGCCCGAGCGGGGCAGAGAUGCUGAGCUGGAAGACGGAGCAGAGACGAUGACGCCUUUUGAGAUGGAUCUGAAGGACACCAAGUACCGGGGGGACUUCAGACCGCUGGUGGAGGGCUGCGGCUGCUACUGCUGCACCAACCACCAGAGGGCCUAUCUGCACCACCUCCUGGUGACCAAUGAGCUGCUGGCGGGGGUGCUGCUGAUGCUCCACAACACCGCCCAGUACACCGCCUUCUUCAGGGCCCUGCGAGCCGCGCUGGCCAACGACCAGCUGGAGCUGUUCAAGACGAGAGUCCUCCGUAUCAAGCGGGUGGUGUAGAACCCCCCCCCCCCCCCCCCGGGACAGGAGAUGAGUCUCUGGAGGCAGCCCAGAGGGCCACACAUGAGCCCAACUCAGAGUUCAAGUGAUCAACGAGGCGGGGAGGAGAGAAGUUGAGAUCUAGAGAGACAGCGAGGCAACAAGAGUUUUGCAUUGUUUGUUGUGUGCAGUAUCGAUGCGACUGUCUACCUGCAUGCAUCCUGCAGGUAUUAGUUGGGCCCCCGAGAGCCUCCUUCUCCAAUCACUCAGAGAAUCACUACUCUGCAGGAUUCCUUAAGAUAUGUAAGACAUCGACUACAUUUUUGCUUGAAGAAGACUCAACCACGAGAAGAUGUUGUUAUUGUUGUUUCUAAGACCUGACGUUUGGCGACUAUUUCCCCGUUGUUGCAGAGUAUUGAUCUCUCCAGUGUGUAUGCUCUUGCAUUACCUUCUACGUUUGACUCAUAUUCAUGAAUAUUUUUAAUGCUUGGCUGUGCCUACAAAGAGAUUGAGUCUCACAAGCUGUAAUAAAAUUGAAGAAUCUAUUCAUCUAUUCCAUUUCUUAUUGUUGCAUUGUUAUUCUGCACGAAAGUGUGCUCUCCCGAACAUGCGUGGUGUGAUGGGUGGGGGAGGGGCUUCUGAGAGAAAGGUUAGCUGUUCCCCAUCAGUCAACCCUCCUCUCCACCUGCCUGGGAGACACUGACGAAAAGAGAAAACCGCCGCUUUCCACCCCAGAUAAGAGGCAACAGCAAAUACAGCUGACUCGACAGUGUGGUGACGGCUGUGCCGGAAGUCUGAUGCUGUGUAGACCCUGCUGCUGGACACAGGAUAUAUUAUGACAUGUAAUCUACUUGUCAUUGCAUCUUUGUAAGAAAAGUGACAAAUGUAUUAUGUUGGAGACAA